This is a messenger RNA of Peniophora sp. CBMAI 1063, 810 nucleotides long. The record is from the annotation of a GenBank genome assembly. Lineage: Eukaryota; Fungi; Basidiomycota; Agaricomycetes; Russulales; Peniophoraceae.
AUGACCUCAGCAGCACGCGCCGUCGCAAACGCGAUGAACCGCAUCGCACCACUAUCUCUUGCAGAGAAGUGGGAUAAUGUCGGCUUACUGCUCGAGGCGCCACACCAACCCCAAACGGACGCGCAUAAGGUCUUGCUGACCAUUGAUCUUACCACACGCGUAGCCGCCGAAGCACUCGCGCUCCCAGCAAGCGUCAUCGUCUCGUACCAUCCCACAAUCUUCAAGCCUCUCCCUGCUCUGACGCUCUCCAACCCACUUCAAGCUUCUCUUUUGAGAUGCACGGCGGCAGGCAUCUCUGUGUUCUCGCCGCACACGUCCUUAGACGCCGCACGCGGCGGUAUUGCCGACUGGCUUGCUAGCGGACUUGAACCCGCGUCAGUGAAGGGUAUCGUGGAGAAAGAGGACGAAGGCGCUGGCUCAGGACGUGUUGCAACAUUGAAAGAGGGCGUCUCGCUCGCAGUACUCGUUGAGAGAAUCAAGAAGUAUCUGGGCCUGAAGUAUGUUCAAGUCGCAGCAAGCCCGCACGCGGCAACGCAGGUUGUCAGUUCCGUAGCUAUCUGCGCCGGAUCUGGAGCGAGUUUACUUUUGGGCAACGAAGCAGAUGUAUAUUGGACCGGAGAGAUGUCGCACCAUGAGACACUAGCGGCAGUGGCCGCAGGGAAGCAUGUCGUGCUAUGCGGGCACUCCAACACCGAGCGCGGAUAUCUUCCGGUGCUCGCGGAGAAGCUACGGACAGAACUCGCCCAGAGCGACCCAAAGAUGACGGUUCAUAUUAGUGUGGAGGAUAAAGACCCUCUCGAGGUGGUAUGA